Ricinus communis (castor bean) is the source of this 1737-nucleotide messenger RNA. Its product is annotated as serine carboxypeptidase-like 17. The record is from RefSeq and is a predicted model, not a curated record. The transcript is spliced from 14 exons. Gene Ontology annotation, molecular function: serine-type carboxypeptidase activity; acyltransferase activity, transferring groups other than amino-acyl groups. Lineage: Eukaryota; Viridiplantae; Streptophyta; Magnoliopsida; Malpighiales; Euphorbiaceae. Bases 200 to 1585 code for a protein of 461 amino acids. Gene Ontology annotation, biological process: proteolysis; secondary metabolic process.
UACUUAUUUACCAUUUAAAUUUUCACCUAACACUUACCAUUUAAAUACUGAUUCGAUACUCUAUUAGACAACUCGACAUCUACCCACUGCCAAUUGGAACAAUCAUGUAAUUAUGUGUUGCCAAUUGCAAUUGCACCUCUAUAUAUAAAAGAAGGCAUAGAGUUGUGUCUCUUCUUUUUCUUCGCCUAAACUGUGGAAGAUGAUGUUAGGUUAUAGCCUUCUUGUAUUAAGCAUUUCAGGCAUUGUUUUGUCCCAGUCCAUAAUCAAAACUCUACCUGGGUUUGAUGGAGAUCUCCCCUUUCAUCUCGAAACUGGAUAUGUAGGGGUUGCGCACAAGGAAGAGGUGCAAAUGUUUUAUUUAUUUUUGGAGUCAGAAAGGAGUCCAAAAGAUGACCCUCUUAUUCUUUGGCUUAUUGGAGGACCUGGUUGCUCUGCUCUUUCUGCUUUUCUCUAUCAAACUGGGCCACUAUCAUUCAACUAUGCAAACAUCAGUGGGAAUAAACCAACACUUAUGCUAAAUCCAUAUUCAUGGACAAAGGUUGCAAACAUGAUAUAUUUGGACUCACCUGUGGGUACUGGAUUCUCAUAUUCAACAAGUUUUGAAGGAUACAGAACGGGUGAUCGGUCAUCAGCAGCACAGCUCUAUGAGUUUUUGAGAAAGUGGCUUGUGGCACACCCAAAAUUUCUGUCGAAUCCAUUAUAUGUGGGUGGUGACUCUUAUGCUGGCAUAGUUGCUCCAGUCGUUGUUCAUGAAAUAUCUAAUGGGAAUGAUAAAGGGAAUAAGCCUCAAAUGAACCUCAAAGGAUUUGUAUUAGGCAAUCCAGUUACUCAUUUGGACAUCGAUUUGAAUUCAAGAAUACCUUAUGCUCACCAAAAGGGUAUCAUUCCUGACAAUCUCUACAAGGCAACUAAGGAAAAUUGUAAAGGCGAGUAUAGGCAUCCAGAUCGACGCAAUGAAAUGUGCAUCAACAAUCUUCAAGCUGUCAAUGAGACGUUCGAGAAAUUAUACAUGUACAACAUCGUGGAACCAAAGUGUACCUGGGAUCUAAGUGCUUUGCUGGGAGAGAAUGAUCUACUUGAAAUCAUGAGAAAAAUUGAUGUCUAUACAGCAUCUCAAAAUUCCGUCGAGUGGUGUCGGGAUUUUAUGCUAGUGUAUGUCCACUUUUGGGCUAAUGAUAAGAGUGUCCAAGAUGCUCUUCAUGUUAGAGAGGGAACAAUAGAGGAGUGGAUAAGGUGCAAUUCAAGUCUGGUUAGGUAUGAAUUUGAUGUUCCAACCACUCUGGAAUAUCAAAGAAGCUUCACUAAGAGGAGCUACCGUGCUUUGAUUUUCAGUGGCGAUCAUGACUUGGCUAUUCCAUAUGUGGGCACACAUCAAUGGAUCGAGUCCCUAAAACUGAAAACGACAAGUGAUUGGAAACCAUGGUUCGUUGAAGAUCAGUUUGCAGGCAAUGUGAUUACAUAUUCAAAGAAGAAAUACAAUUUGACAUAUGCAACUGUUCAGGAAGGGGGUCAUGCAGCUACAGAAAUAAGGCCUAAGGAGUGUUUUGCCAUGAUAGAUAGGUGGUUGGCUUAUAAUUCACUUUAGCAAGAUGAUUCUAUGGUAAAAGAGAUCAAUUUGACAAUAUAAUCUAUUUUACAGUAUAAUUGUUCUUUAUCUUCAUCAAGAAUUUCGAUUGCCUGCAUGGAUAAAGUAUUCUGGUUCAUCUUAGAAAUGAAAUGUAAUGGGAAAUUUAUAUU